Molecule: messenger RNA, 2822 nt
Organism: Columba livia (rock pigeon)
Lineage: Eukaryota; Metazoa; Chordata; Aves; Columbiformes; Columbidae
Gene: UBE2J1
Product: ubiquitin conjugating enzyme E2 J1
Exons: 8
Coding region: 153-1112 (319 amino acids)
Source: RefSeq, a predicted model, not a curated record
CCCCGCGGUCACUGCAGGGCCGCCGCCACGUCAGGGGAGUUUCCCGACGCGGGGCGGGCUGGGACGGGCUCGGUCUUUCUCCUCCUCCGCACCCGGCACCCGCUGCCGGAGACGCUGCGGAAGGAGCGAUCGAGGGAGCGGUGUCCGCUGACAUGGAGGCCCGCUACAACCUCAAGAGCCCGGCUGUCAAACGUUUGAUGAAAGAGGCUGCAGAACUGAAGGAUCCUACAGAUCAUUAUCAUGCACAGCCGUUGGAGGAUAAUCUUUUUGAAUGGCACUUUACUGUUAGGGGUCCUCCAGAUUCAGAUUUCGAUGGAGGGAUUUAUCACGGGCGAAUAGUACUACCACCUGAAUAUCCCAUGAAGCCACCCAGCAUUAUUUUGCUGACGGCCAAUGGCAGGUUUGAAGUGGGGAAGAAAAUUUGUUUAAGCAUCUCAGGGCAUCAUCCUGAAACAUGGCAGCCUUCAUGGAGUAUAAGAACAGCUUUAUUAGCCAUUAUUGGAUUUAUGCCGACCAAAGGUGAAGGAGCAAUAGGAUCUCUAGAUUACACACCAGAAGAAAGAAGAGCUCUUGCAAAGAAGUCACAAGACUUCUGUUGUGAAAUGUGUGGCACGUCGAUGAAGACAGCCCUCUUACCACUAACAUCCGGAAGUGUGUCAAGCCAGGCGGACAAGGAGGCUAAAGAACUUGCCAGACAAAUUAGCUUCAAGGCAGAAGUCAAUUCGUCCAGAAAGUCCAGUGCUGGGCCCUCAAACGUGUCGGGACUGAACCACCCUGCUGCUUCACACGAGCCCCAGCAGGAUGGUGCAGCUGCAGCGUCCCAGGAUCCAGCGGCUGCAACGGCUGAAUCUCAGAACAGCGGCGCAGCGGCCGGUCACGAGCAGCCGCCCCCCGCAGCCCCCAGCACGUCGCUGAGCCCCCGGCAGCGCCGGGCCCAGCAGCAGAGCCGGAGACGGGCCCCGUCCUCGGCCGACUUCAACCGGGGACAGCAGCCAAGGGUCAACACCAACCACACGGGAUCAACCGUUCUGAUCGUCCUUCUCACUUUUGCAUUGGCAGCUCUUAUAUUUCGUAGGAUAUGUUUGGCUAACGAGUAUAUAUUUGAGUUAUAAGGUUGUUUGUCGUGACGGCGUUGAACAUUCUGUAUUGGGUAUGACGAGAACUGUUUACAAACGUUACUUUUUGUAUUUACGCUUAAAUUCUUAUGAAUGUUAAUGUACCUACAGAUACAUUGCUUGUAAGAAAAGCCAAAUUGGACUUUUAACUACAACAGGUGUUAACUGAGUACCCACUAGAUACUUGGAGACAGUGCAGUAACAUCAAGGCGUGUGGGAGGGGAAUCAAUCUCAGAAAAAGACAACUUAGAAAAAGUGGCUGAUUCACUUUUUUUAUGGAACAUAAAUGCAAUUAAUCACCCCAUCUCAGUUAGUGUAAGAUUUUACAUUGGAGAAGGAAACUUCUAUGUGUUUGUGUCCAGUGAACUCUUUAUUUAGAGAGGAUACGGUUUUGUAACCACUUUUAUUUACCGUGACACAUUUCUGGAGAGGGAACACAUAGGGAUUGAUUGUGAUGCUGCUUUGUGUGAUAGGGGCAAAGGAGUAGGGGAGGAAAGAAGGGGCCAGAAAACUACUUGCAUUAUUCUUUAUCUUUUUUCUUUUUAAGAAAAAUUGGAUAAUAUUUUGCAAGAUUUGAAUGUCCUCUUCUCAUACUCUCAAUUGUAUGUCUUGUUUGUUUUUAAAUUUGAAGAUGAUAUAAAAGAUGUCUUUUCUUGCAAUAGUUAUAAAUAUGUAAUAUAAUUAUUUACCCGGAGCUGUUGUCUUUUAAUUAUACCAUAAAUAUACAUAAUAUGUUAAACUGCUCUUUCAUAUGUGGUUUUAUUUACUAAAGAAAAUUUAAACUUUAUUAUACUUAAGCUCUCAUAUAUAUGAACAUACUUAAGAGAAAUAUUUAUUAAAAUCUUGGUAGUAAUAAAGAAUUUCAAGCCAGUCUUCGGUUAUAUUUCAAGUAUCACAUGGACUGUUUUGUUUAAGUUAUUUUAUUUUUUUUUUAACCUAAAAUCUAUAUUGGACCCAGAGGCUUUCUGCAUUAUUAAUUUAUUAAAAAAUAAACAAUUGGUAAUAUUAAUGAAUGCUGUGAAAUCACGUAUACAAGCAAUAGACUUACCGUUCUGAGGGUUUUGAGAGGUUUUGUCUGUCAGUAUUUAAGUAUUACAAAAAGCAGAAGAAAGUCAUCAGCGUGAUAAUUUUCCUCUUGUGCUGUUGUUCAGAUUUCAAUGUAUUGUAGCAUGUUUAUUUCAAGGACAAUGAAAUUUAGGUAACUCAUUUUGUUGCUGUUGAAGAUGAUAUCACUGUCUUAAGCGAGAUUCUCAUCCUGUUUCUCAGCAGUAUUUAUCAAACUACCUACAGCUUUCCUAAAUUUUGUUAAUUAUAGUAUGUAUCAGUGUUUUGAAAUAUUAAAGUAGCUAUAAUGACUUCUAAAGUAAGGAAAGCCCAUUGUGUGUCUAAGGGGGAUGUGAAAAUUUAAAAAAACACAAACCAGUUCUUUUAUAGCACUUCUUGUAGACUUGAUAAUCUUGUUUGCAGGUACAAUGGAACAAAUAUUCAAAAAUAGUUUAAGAAGUUUGGAUGAAAGUAUGUACCUUGUUGAGCAAUUACUCACAUUCUACUGCAACAUAAUUUGAUGUCGAUACUGAUUAUGUUGAUUGAUGUUUUUACCAACUUUGUAUAUUUAUUUCAUUUAAAAAAAAUACAAAACCCCACCUGAAAACACAAAAACCCUCUCUUCAUCCUCUAGCUUCUAAAAUAAAAGUACCGUGUUUCUUA